Messenger RNA from Frankliniella occidentalis (western flower thrips), 1991 nucleotides. RefSeq names its product general transcription factor IIF subunit 1 (gene TfIIFalpha). Bases 167 to 1900 code for a protein of 577 amino acids. Gene Ontology annotation, biological process: positive regulation of transcription elongation by RNA polymerase II; transcription initiation at RNA polymerase II promoter. Gene Ontology annotation, cellular component: transcription factor TFIIF complex; nucleus. The transcript is spliced from 13 exons. The record is from RefSeq and is a predicted model, not a curated record. Gene Ontology annotation, molecular function: DNA binding; TFIIF-class transcription factor complex binding; RNA polymerase II general transcription initiation factor activity. Lineage: Eukaryota; Metazoa; Arthropoda; Insecta; Thysanoptera; Thripidae.
CGGUCGGUCGUGACAGUUCUAUCUUUUUCUAUCAUAUGUUUUGUUCAUUCUAAUGUUCUAUCCGGCCCGGCCUCAAUCCUCGAAAUGUAUUUGAGAAUGAGAUCAAGAUCUAACAAAUAAGUUCUAGUUCGUGUUCUGAAAAAGACUGAUUAAAGACUGUGCAAUCAUGGCUCUACAAAUUCAGCCCAAAGAAGUGAAGAAACCUGGGCCGGGUAUGCCGGGUGCUGGUCCAUCGUUGGCCUCAGGUUCUGCUACCACAUCCCAACAACCUCAGGUGCAGGAGUUUUCUAUUCGUGUUCCAAAGAAUACUAAGAAAAAGUUCCAUAUGAUGCGUUUUAAUUCUACACUUAAUGUUGACUUCACUACAUGGAAGCAGAUCCGAAUGGAACGGGAAAACAAUGCUAAGGAAUUUAAAGGGUUUGAUGAAGAUAUGCCAAAGUUCGGAGCUGGUAGUGAAUUUGGUCGCGAGGCACGUGAGGAGGCGCGGCGCAAGAAAUUUGGAAUUGUGGCAAGGAAGUACAAACCUGAAGAUCAACCAUGGAUUUUAAAAUCUGGAGGGAGCAAAGGGAAAAAAUUUAAAGGUAUUCGUGAAGGAGGGGUGUCUGAGAAUGCUGGAUAUUAUGUUUUUAUGAAAGCGGAGGAUGGAAUCAUUGAAGCGUAUCCAUUACAAGAGUGGUACAAUUUUCAACCCAUUCAACGUUACAAAGCACUUUCCGCUGAAGAAGCCGAGGAAGAAUUUGGAAGACGAAACAAACAACAAAACUUUUUCUCGCUCAUGAUGAGGAAACGUUUGCGUCCUGAUGAGGAUGUGGACCUUGAUGACCCAGACGAAGCUAAAGGAAAACGCAAGGGGGGAGGUGGAAAGAAAUCUAAAGAAUUAAAAAUAUCAGACAUGGAGGAAUGGAUGGAUUCAGAUGAUGAAUCUGAAUCCGAUGGUGAUGAAGAAAAAGAUGAUGAUAAAGAAGAAAAGGCUGAGAAAAAGAAAAAAGGAAAGAAAGAGGCAGAAGCAAAGAAGAAGAAGAAAAAGAAAGAUUCAGAUGAUGAGGCUUUUGAAGAGAGUGAUGAUGGUGAUGAGGAAGGCAGAGAAGUUGACUAUAUAUCAGAUUCAUCAGUCAGUGUUUCAGACCAUGAUGAAAAGGCUAAAGAUGAAAUGAAAGGUGUUGCUGAAGAAGAUGCCCUGAGGAAACUCUUAACUUCUGAUGAAGAUUCUGAAGAAGAGGAAAAGAAGAAAGAGGGAGAAGAGAACAGUGAUGCCGAAGAUAAGAAGGAGGGUGAAGAAAGCAAGAAGGAUGCAGCUGAAACCAAAAAGGCUGCAACAGAAAAAGACCGCAGCAAGAAGAAAAAGAAAAAGAAGCGUGAAGCAGAUAGUUCUGAAACCCCAUCCAGCAAGACUGCAUCGACUUCAAAUGAUAAGAAAGACAAGGGUAAUGAUUCUAUGAGUGAUUUGAGUUCAGAUUCAGAGCCUGAAGGAAGUAAGAAGAAGGAUUCCAAAAAGGACGCAAAAGAAUCAAAUAGUGGAAAUAGCUCAAGAUCAGCCAGUCCUGCACUGCAGCCAGAUGGUAAAAGGAAAGCUACUAGUGAUGCCCUAGCUGCUGUUGCCGCAAAGAAAGCCAAAUUGGACAACUUUGCUUCUGCUUCAGCUUCACCGUAUUUAGCUGGAGCAAGUGAGGCCGGUAUCACUGAAGAUGCCGUGCGGCGUUAUCUGAUGAGGAAACCGAUGACAACGACUGAACUUCUCCAGAAGUUUAAAAGCAAAAAGACUGGCCUUAGCUCAGAUCAGCUUGUAAAUAUUAUGACUCAAAUUCUCAAGAAAAUCAACCCUGUGAAGCAAACUAUCAAGGGCAAGAUGUAUCUUUCAAUUAAGGCGCAAGGUGCACCGAAACCUGCUGAAAGCACUUAGACAAUGGCCACUGGUGGCUUGUACACUCGUAUGCUGGCAUACAUAUGUGUGUAUUUUGUAAAUAAACAGGACGAAGUAUCAUGUUCCACAA